CUGAACCCGAAACAAAAUUUGUCGUUUUUCUCGGAACCAGACAGGAACCGUUAUUUCAUUUGGGUCCGGGCCCCUGUAUAUAAUAUGUAAAAUUCGUUUUACUGUAUUAAAAUUAAAUUUUCAUUAAACUUUUAACCUAAAAAAGGAAAUCAGACAACAUGGCAUAGUUUUAGGUUAUGUAAUAAUGUUUUUCUUCAGUGAUCAUACAUUUUUGUAUUUAAUAUUUUAUCAUCGAUAUAAAGAAAAUGAGAAUGUUCAAAUAUACUAAUUUAUUAAUUAUCGGGAAAAAUAUAUUGGAUAUUCAGGUACCUCAAUGUUGCAAUUUAAGGAAGUUUUCUAAUGCCUAUGAUUUAGAUUUAAAAUUAAACGGAAUUUCUUUAAAUAAUUAUGUUAGAUCUAUACAAAAUGAAUACUUUAAUAUUUGUAAAGGAAAUUCUGAAAAUAAAGAUAACAGUUGGUCAUUUAUAACACCAGUUGGGAGGCUUUUAGAAGAACGAGAUAAAGUAAUACAAAACCUUAAUAAUUUAACAGAAUUACUAAAUGAAAAUGAUAAAGAUUUAAAAUCAAUGGCCUUAGAAGAAAAAAUACAAUGGGAGGAAAAUAUAAACAAUAUAGAUAAUCAGUUGAUUUCUACCCUUUUACCAUUUGAUGAAAAUGAACACAAUUCAAUGGUUCUUGAAGUAAAUUCUGGUGUUGGGGGGCAAGAAGCAAUGCUUUUUGCUAAAGAGAUAUUUAAUAUGUAUUGUAAUUUUAUUCACUACAAGGGGUGGCAGUUGGAAAUAGCUGAUUAUCAAGAAACUGAUUUGGGAGGGAUUCGACAUGCUAGUGCAUUAGUAGAUGGAAAUUCUGUAUUUAAAUUUUUUAAACAUGAAACAGGGGUUCAUAGGGUUCAGCGUACACCAGCCACUGAGAAGUCAGGACGAAUACAUACCAGUACAGUUACAGUUGUUGCCCUUCCUCAACCAACUGAUAUUGAAAUUAAAAUAAAUCCCAAAGAUUUAAAAAUUGAAACAAAAAGAGCCACUGGGGCUGGAGGUCAACAUGUAAAUACCACUGAUAGUGCAGUAAGAAUAUCUCAUAUACCAACAGGAAUUGUGGUUGAAUGUCAAGUUGAUAGAUCACAAAUUAAAAACCGGAAAAUUGCAAUGGCUAAACUUAAUGCUCUCCUCUAUGAGAAAGAACUGAAUAACCAAACUGCAGACACUGAAGCUGCCAGAAAAAGUCAAGUAAAAUCAAAUUUUAGAAAUGAAAAAAUUAGAACUUACAAUUUUAAUCAAGAUAGAAUUACAGACCAUAGAUUGCAAGGUGUGAACAUUAAUAACUUAAAAGGAUUUCUAUUAGGAGGUGAACAGUUAGAGGACCUUAUUGAAACUUUGGAUUAUAAUAACAAAGUAAAUAAAUUAUUGGAUAUUGUUCAAAAUUUUAAUAAACAGUCAUAAGUAUUUUUUUAUAUAUUUAUUUUGUCCUACACACAGUUUUACACAAUUUAU
This is a messenger RNA of Brassicogethes aeneus, 1490 nucleotides long. Lineage: Eukaryota; Metazoa; Arthropoda; Insecta; Coleoptera; Nitidulidae. The record is from the annotation of a GenBank genome assembly.